AUGCCAUAUGGUGGACAAGGCGGCGAUGCAAAAGUGGGGCCCCAGUCACACCAUCCCUCCGCUGCAUCUUCAACAAAUAGCCUCCGGCGCAGGUGGACGUGGGCCUCAGCGACGGCAGCUUCGCGAGGGGGGCCGUGCCCAGCGCGCAGCGGCGCAUCCACCGAUGAUGUGAUAUAUGAGGCCUUGGAGUUGAGGGAUGGAGGAUCUGAUUAUCUUGGCAAGGGUGUUCUUAAGGCUGUGAACAAUGUAAAUAGCAUUAUUGGACCAGCAAUUGUUGGAAAGCUUGAUGGAACCUCCAACGAAUGGGGCUGGUGCAAACAGAAGCUUGGAGCAAAUGCCAUUCUUGCGGUCUCACUUGCUGUGUGCAAAGCUGGAGCUAUGGUGCAGAAGAUUCCUCUUUACCAGCACAUUGCAAAUCUUGCUGGAAACAAAACUCUGGUGCUCCCUGUACCUGCCUUUAAUGUGAUUAAUGGAGGAUCACAUGCUGGAAACAAGCUUGCCAUGCAGGAGUUCAUGAUCCUCCCAACUGGUGCCUCAUUCAAGGAGGCCAUGAAGAUGGGAGUUGAGGUGUACCACCAUCUGAAGGUUAAAGAACUGAAGAAGUAUGGUCAAGAUGCUACAAAUGUUGGGGAUGAAGGUGGUUUUGCACCUAACAUUCAGGAAAACAAAAAAGGCCUUGAACUACUGAAGGCGGCUAUAGAAAAGGCUGGCUACACUGGGAAGGUGUUCAUUGGAAUGGAUGUUGCUGCUUCUGAAUUCUUCAGUGAGAAGGACAAGACUUAUGAUCUUAAUUUCAAGGAGGAGAACAACGAUGGUUCGAACAAAAUAUCAGGUGACAGCCUGAAAGAUCUGUACAAGUCCUUCGUUUCUGAGUACCCUAUUGUGUCGAUCGAAGACCCAUUUGAUCAGGAUGACUGGACCACUUACGCCAAACUCACUGGUGAGAUUGGACAGCAAGUGCAGAUUGUAGGAGACGAUCUUCUCGUUACUAAUCCCACAAGGGUCGCCAAGGCCAUCAAUGAGAAGACCUGCAACGCUCUUCUCUUGAAGGUGAACCAAAUCGGCUCUGUGACCGAGAGUAUCGAGGCUGUCAGAAUGUCCAAGCGUGCUGGAUGGGGAGUGAUGGCAAGCCACAGGAGUGGCGAGACAGAGGACACCUUCAUUUCUGACCUCUCAGUUGGCCUGGCUACGGGCCAAAUCAAGACAGGAGCUCCCUGCCGGUCUGAGCGCCUGGCCAAAUACAACCAGCUGCGCUUAGGAUCGAGGAAGAGCUCGGUGUUGCCGCAGUCCACGCCGGAGCGAAGUUCAGAGCACCAGUGGAGCCCUACUGAACCACGUGUGCCUAGAGCCUGGAGAAAGAAGAUGAGGAUGUUUCCCCACUAGUUCGCUGCUGCUUUUUGAUAGAAUGCCUGUACGAUCACAGUAAUAGAAGUUUGGCCUUGUUUGCCGAAUAGCUACACUAGUGGGUUUUUUUUUCUCGUGGAAAAAAAGAAAGAAAUAAAACCUUUUUUUAUUCUGA
This is a messenger RNA of Zea mays, 1519 nucleotides long. Its product is annotated as enolase 1-like. Gene Ontology annotation, cellular component: phosphopyruvate hydratase complex. Lineage: Eukaryota; Viridiplantae; Streptophyta; Magnoliopsida; Poales; Poaceae. Gene Ontology annotation, biological process: glycolytic process. The record is from RefSeq and is a predicted model, not a curated record. Bases 1 to 1383 code for a protein of 460 amino acids. Gene Ontology annotation, molecular function: phosphopyruvate hydratase activity; magnesium ion binding. The transcript has 17 exons.